Molecule: messenger RNA, 1140 nt
Organism: Chelmon rostratus (copperband butterflyfish)
Lineage: Eukaryota; Metazoa; Chordata; Actinopteri; Chaetodontiformes; Chaetodontidae
Product: tumor necrosis factor receptor superfamily member 5-like
Exons: 6
Coding region: 1-1140 (379 amino acids)
Molecular function (GO): protein binding
Source: RefSeq, a predicted model, not a curated record
AUGCUCAACAGACCGCUGCUUGGAGAGGUCUGCACCAAGCCAACCGCGUUGCCGUUAAUGAGAACCAAGCCGCGGUUCCACAAGGCUCAGCUGGCUGCGCGGCAACGCGGUCAGCUCGGUGCAGACCUCUCCGUCAGCUGCUCCGCUCUCCUCUCCGGUGUCCUCUGCGAUGCUUUGGUGGAUGAAUCCGUUCCCACCAACGAGCGCCAGGACCCGUCCACCGGGGAGACCCUCAUCUGUGCCAAAUGUACACCCGGCACGCACAUGGCCGCGCACUGCACAGCCACCACGGCCACCGGGUGCGUGCCGUGCAAAGGCGAACUCUACACCGAGCUGUGGAACUACCUGCCCAGGUGUCUGUACUGCAACAACUUCUGCUAUGAGAACCAGGAGGUGGAGAAGGAGUGUACGGCGGUCAGCAACAGGGUCUGCCGCUGCAAAGAGGGCUUCUGCUGGGCUGAUAAAUUCUGUGUCAGACACACGGAGUGCGGCCCUGGACACGGAGAUCAAAUGAAAGGUACAUCACAAAGCAACACUGUUUGUGAAGAAUGUGCCGAGGGCUUCUUCUCUAACUCAUCUUCCGCGCUGGAUUCGUGCGUAAAUCACCAGGAAUGCGCAAGCAGACAGAUAGUGCUCCUGCCCGGCUCGAUCUACCACGAUACGAUGUGUGGCACCUGCGAGGGUCUUGCAAAUGGAGUUGAGAUGUCCAGAGCUUUCCUCUCAGGAUUCUUCAGUAUGCACAGGAUGCGCGUGGCAAAAGUGUGCAUCAUUAACUUGGUCCAGCCCCCUCCUGUGCUUCAAUACAAGCAUGAGAUUGGGACCCCGCGGGAUCCCCCUCCAGGACCGCUAGAGGUCCCUGGUAGGCAGCUUGGGAACGGCUGCAGCCUGCUCAUUAAUAUCGGUCUGGCACCACCACCGACGCCCCCUCCCGCCACGCCACACCGCCCCGGCAUCGCAUCGGCUCCCUGGCUGUCGCAUCACGCGCGGGGAGGGGCCCCGCUCUCCACCAUUGGCUGGUGCUGUAAGACCGACGGCUUUACGCAUACAGUCUCUGAACCUGUUCAAUCUCGAGAGGAGAUGCGCGCAGAUCCACGCGGGUACAUUGUCCGGACACUGCGAGAGGAGGAGAGGAGCAUGUAA